Molecule: messenger RNA, 1347 nt
Organism: Peronospora matthiolae
Lineage: Eukaryota; Oomycota; Peronosporomycetes; Peronosporales; Peronosporaceae
Source: the annotation of a GenBank genome assembly
AUGCCACGGGUAUACGCCGCUUUAGGCACAAACUUGGGUGACAAGGUGUUGAAUCUAGAGCAUGCGUUGGCCAUGAUAUCUCAAGAAGUCGGACGUUUAGAAGCCACGUCGCGUCUUUAUACCACGGCGCCGCAAUACGUGGAAAAUCAACCCGUUUUUCUAAACCUCGUGGCUCGAGUCCAGACGGAUUUGAGCCCUGAACAUUUGCUGCAGACGUUCAAGAGCAUUGAGAGAGAAGGUGGACGCACGCCUUCACGCAGAUGGGGACCAAGACUUAUGGAUGUCGACAUUUUAUUGUACGAUGAUGACCUGGAGCUGAAGACGCAAACGGGUAAAGGGCCUCUUAUUAUCCCACACGAACGCAUUGCCGAGAGAGAUUUUGUGCUUGCUCCAAUGUGUGACUUGGCACCGGAGUUGAUUCAUCCGGUGCACAACCUGUCAAUGCAAGAGCUGUAUGACAAGUUACGAGCAAGUGAACAACGUUAUGUGGCUCCAGUCCCAAUGCUGCCAGCUAUCAAAAGUGCACCUUGGUCAUUGAGGAGCAAAACGUUCGUGAUGGGGAUCGUGAAUGUCACACCGGACAGCUUUAGCGAUGGCGCUGAAUUGGAAACUGUCACUGCUGCCGUACAAAAAGCCUUGGAACUGGCACGUGCUGGUGUCAAUAUCAUUGACAUUGGUGGUGAAUCGAGUCGCCCUGGAGCGGAACAUGUGACCGAAGAAGAAGAAUUAAGGCGCGUGUUGCCAGUGAUUCGAGGCAUUCGAGAAAAGAGCGACGUGGCGAUUUCAAUCGACACGAGCAAGGCGGAAGUAGCGCGUCAAGCGGUGAAUGAAGGCGCGAACGUGGUCAACGACAUUUCUGCAGGUCUGAAUGACGACAUGAUGCUCACUGUCGUAGCAAAGCUUCGCGUCCCAAUUGUGCUCAUGCACAUGCGAGGCACACCGCAAACGAUGACGCGUCUCAAGGAGUAUGACGACGUGGUUGCUGAUGUUGCUGGAGCCCUUCGUGCACGCGUGGCGGCAGCAGAGGCUGCAGGUAUCUUUCGAUGGAACAUCAUCUUGGAUCCAGGAAUCGGCUUUGCCAAAGGUCGAGUUCUUAAUCUGAAGUUGUUGCGGGAGCUCGCAAGCCUCAAACAAAUGUGCCACGGGUUACCACUUCUGGUGGGUUCAUCUCGUAAAGGGUUCAUCGGCAAGAUAUGUGGGCGGCCAGAACCGAAAGACCGCGCUUGGGGUACCGCUGCGACGUGCUGCGCUGCUAUCGAACAAGGAGCGGACAUUCUGCGCGUACAUGACGGUGCCGAGAUGGUGGACGUAGCGAAAAUGUCGGACGCAAUUUGGCGGCAGAAGUAG